AUGACAGCCUUGCCCGGUCUACUGUCGUCAUCAGUGGGCAACGCGGUGUCCACGUUCCUCAAAUUGGGUGUUAGCAUGCCUAACCUCACCCUCUUGGACCCGUACCCCGACCUUCUAAACUCGACCAACUUAACAUCCCUGGCCACCGAAACCCUCGACGUCACACUGAACUCCGGUAUCUCAACCGCCGUCUCCCUCCCAGAGGCCAUUGUCACCGUCGUGGUACUGUCGGCCAUCGUUGCCGGAACCGUGUUCGGCAAUGUGCUCGUGGUGCUCGCGAUCUUUACCUACAGACCGCUCAGAAGCGUUCAGAACAUGUUUAUCGUGUCACUCGCCGUGGCCGACAUUGCUGUGGCGCUCCUUGUAAUGCCGCUCAACGUUGCCUACUCGAUACUGGGUCGCUGGGUCUUCGGUCUGCACACUUGCAAGCUCUGGCUCACCUGCGAUGUCUUGUGCUGCACGGCGUCCAUCCUCAACCUCUGCGCCAUUGCGUUGGACCGCUACUGGGCCAUCCACGAUCCCAUCAACUACGCCCAGAAGAGAACUCUUCGUCGAGUCCUACUCAGCAUUGUCCUGGUGUGGGCCAUCAGCGCUCUCAUCUCAGUGCCACCUCUCAUUGGCUGGAAUGACUGGCCCGAAGAGUUUGACGAGACUUCUCCGUGCCAGCUCACGGAGGAACGCGGCUACGUGCUCUACUCUGCCACUGGCUCCUUCUUCGCCCCAAUGUUCAUCAUGACCAUCGUAUACUUCAAGAUAUUCCUGGCGACCAGACGGAGGCUAAGAAAACGAGCCAUGGCUGUUGCUGCCACCCUCCAGGUCAAGGCGACCGUGCAGAUACCGCAGCCUGCCAUCCACGAAAACUCCUCAGCUGACUCCCCUCAAACGGAGCAGAGCCCCAUAGAUCCGGACAUGGAUAGUGUGACGGCCGUAAAAGUGGAAGAACCUUUGGAGCCCAAGCCUCAGCUGAAUGGUGGGAGGUCCGUGCCCAACGUCAAGCAAUACAUGGAGGAACGUCAGCGCAUCUCGCUCUCCAAGGAACGACGAGCCGCCAGGGUCUUGGGCAUUGUGAUGGGUGUCUUCGUGCUGUGCUGGCUCCCGUUCUUCCUCAUGUACGUGAUUCUGCCGUUUUGUGCGAACUGCUACAUCUCGACCAAAACGGUCAACUUCAUCACCUGGCUGGGCUACGUCAAUUCGGCCCUCAAUCCAGUCAUCUACACCGUGUUUAAUAAUGAUUUCCGCAAGGCGUUUCUUCGAAUCCUCUGUAAGCGGAGGAGGUAAGCGGGAGGUUUGAGGCUGGCGACGACGUUUGAUGUACUGCUUUGACCCAGUUUCUUGAUUAGUGAACCUUUAUGGUCUCGUGACUGUGCCGAGAGCAAUGAACAAUCUACUUGAACAGGUCGCAUAUUAGCUUCCUAAACCCCUGAGAUUUCUCUAGACGAGUCAUUUCUAUAAACUCUUUUUUUGUGAAAUAUAAUUUUGCUUGGAUGUGCCUGUAUGUAUGAGAUCGUUUCUGUAAUAAGAAGACGUAUUGUUUUUUGUGUGUGACUGAUAACGUACGCAGCGUACAUUGAUCUCCAUAGCUAUCGCAUGUACAUAUAUUUAUCGAUGUUGCGAUGCCUGGAGAAGAAAAGUGUUUGUUUUGAUCGUCGUCUUGUUAGAAUG
Ixodes scapularis (black-legged tick) is the source of this 1662-nucleotide messenger RNA. RefSeq names its product tyramine receptor 1. Gene Ontology annotation, molecular function: octopamine receptor activity. Bases 1 to 1278 code for a protein of 425 amino acids. The record is from RefSeq and is a predicted model, not a curated record. Gene Ontology annotation, biological process: adenylate cyclase-activating adrenergic receptor signaling pathway. The transcript has a single exon. Gene Ontology annotation, cellular component: membrane. Lineage: Eukaryota; Metazoa; Arthropoda; Arachnida; Ixodida; Ixodidae.